Seminavis robusta is the source of this 2027-nucleotide messenger RNA. The record is from the annotation of a GenBank genome assembly. Lineage: Eukaryota; Bacillariophyta; Bacillariophyceae; Naviculales; Naviculaceae.
GACUCAGUCGUGGUAGCGCUCCGGGGUGGGGCUGUGUCAUUGCUUUUGGUUCCACUUAUCCGUACCUGCUCACAACUCAUUAGGAAAACUGAACCUACCUCUGUCAAAGGUACCUGAAGAAAAAUACAAUGUCUAUAUCCAUUACGAACAAGAAAGUUGCUGCUGCUGGCUUUUGUCUCAUGCUGGCAGUGCUAUCACACCCGGUUACCGCCGAAGAAAGAGCGCUUCUCUGGAGCGAAGAGUUCAACAUCGGGAGCCAGCCAAGAUCUGAGACUUGGUCCUACGAUGUGGGAAAUGGGGGCUGGGGCAAUGGGGAGCUACAGACGUACACAGAUUCACCGGCGAAUGUCCGUGUAGAAAAUGGUUUCCUCAAGAUCAUUGCACAAAAAGAUGAGUACACCAAUCCUCCAACUUUCACAUCUGCUCGAAUCAAGACUGAAGGCAAGAUGAGCUUCAAAUAUGGGACAAUGGAGGCUCGGGUGAAGAGCCCUGACGUCGAUGCUGGGCUCUGGCCCGCCUUCUGGACCUUAGGGGCUAAUGUUGAUCAAGUAGGCUGGCCAAAAGCUGGUGAGGUGGACAUCAUGGAACUGGGUCAAGGCAUUGCCAAUGCUGCUGGCCUUGGAAACAAGCGUGUGGUGAGCGCAGCUCACUGGGACUACCAAGGCAACUAUGCUACAUACGCCAACUACUAUGACUCGCCCACGAAUCUAUCAGAAGCCUUUCAUGUCUAUCGUUUGGAGUGGACACCAGAGAGGAUGACAACUUUCGUUGACGACGCCAAGAUUUGGGAAAUGAUCAUUGACGAAAGCGCAUGCGCUGAUUGCGAAGAGCUACAUCACCCGCAUUUCAUCUUAUUCAACAUGGCUGUUGGCGGUGGGUUCACAUCAGGUAGCUCCUCCUCCUCCUCGUCAGGAGGGAGCAGCUGCGCUGGCUCCAGCAGCUCUAGCUCUGGCAGCCACGGUGGCUGUGGCAGUGAUCCUGAUGACAUUACCGCCCCCUUCCCUGGUGAGAUGGUUGUGGACUGGGUUCGCCUCUAUGACAAUGGGUUCACCGAAGUAGACAUCCUGCCGACUCCUCAGCCUACCCCGAUCCUUUCCCCCGCGCCAACGUCACCAGCCCCAACGAAAGCCCCGAUUUCAAAUCCACCAACCAAAGGUCCGGUCUCAAAUCCACCAACCAAAGCCCCGGUUUCAAAUGCCCCGGCCUCAAAUCCACUAACGAAGGCGCCCGCGACAACAGUAUUCACGUCGGCUCCAACGAAAUCACCAACCACAAUGAUGCCAACUUCUGCACCGACACUCAGUGACAGACUGCUAAAUACGCCCUAUCCUACCACGACUUCGCCUCGAGUCCCUCCAACACUCUCACCCCCAACAAGCUUCGAUGAAGGAGACGAUGACGAUGAUGAUUCAUACAUUGAUUCCAUCGACUGUGUUUCACGUAGUGGGUCUCGCAGCAGUGGCAAGGGAAAGGGCGGUAAGGGCAAAGGUGGCAAAGCUGGGGGGUCGAGCCGAAGGAGUAGCAGUGGUGGCAAAGCUGGGGCGUCAAGGCGAGUGAGUAGCAGAAGUGGAAAGUCUGGUAAGGGAGGCAAACGAGUCCGACGCCUUUCCAAUUCAAAUGGGAAAGGACGAAGCAAAGGCAACAGCGGCAGCGCAAGAAGUGGGUGUCACUCACCGGGUAAUUCCCGCGUUGGAGCGAGCCAACAACCGAAAACAACCUACGUGGCGUCCCACGCUGCGAUUGCAAGUGCUGCAGCAACGCCUUUCUCCUUUUCUGUGGUGGCAUCCCUUGGUAUUGGUGUUUUGCUUGGGUGCGCUUUCGUCCUGUAAUCAAGGUGGAACUCCUCCUACUCCUGCCUCGAUUGUGUUUGUUAUUUGUACUUGCCGAGUGAAUUGGCCAGUACUACCUGUAAACGCAAGAGCGAUGUGCUUGUCUCUGGAGAUUUUUUGUGGAUUUGAAAGUGCUGCAUGUAUAGAUAGUGCUAUAAGAGCUAGUAGACUGCCCCCCUCAUCAUAGACGUACGGUUC